This is a messenger RNA of Argiope bruennichi, 2608 nucleotides long. It is a transcript of the gene spn-A, whose product is annotated as DNA repair protein RAD51 homolog A-like. NCBI's taxonomy places the organism in Eukaryota, Metazoa, Arthropoda, Arachnida, Araneae, Araneidae. Bases 169 to 1179 code for a protein of 336 amino acids. Gene Ontology annotation, cellular component: condensed nuclear chromosome. The transcript is spliced from 10 exons. The record is from RefSeq and is a predicted model, not a curated record. Gene Ontology annotation, molecular function: ATP-dependent DNA damage sensor activity; double-stranded DNA binding; ATP binding. Gene Ontology annotation, biological process: DNA strand invasion; DNA recombinase assembly; chromosome organization involved in meiotic cell cycle.
CUGAAGGGAACAAAAUGAACAAAACAUUAUUUUUGGCGGACGAUUUAUAAGAUACGGAAAAAGUUUUAAGAACCAAUUUUUUAAAUAUAUUUUAUUCAUAGUUGUUUACAUAUUCAUUCCAACAGUUGAUUAAGUAUUUACAGAAGAAAAUUCAGAAGGUGAUAAACAAUGUCUGCUGCUGCUAUGCAGGAAGCUGAAGUUGAAGAAGAUACUGAAUAUGGACCUCAAAAAAUUAAAAAAUUAGAGGGCAAUGGGAUUUCUGCUGGAGACAUAAAAAAGCUGCAGGAAGCUGGUUUUUACACAGUAGAAUCGGUUGCUUUCACUCCUAAGAAAUGCCUUUUGGCUAUUAAAGGCAUUAGUGAAGCAAAAGCAGACAAAAUAAUGACAGAAGCUAUGAAGAUAGUCCCGAUGGGCUUCACGACUGCCACAGAAUACCACCAAAAGAGGUCAGAGAUCAUCCAGAUAACGACUGGGUCAAAGGAACUUGACAAACUUUUGGGAGGUGGUAUUGAAACUGGUUCUAUCACCGAAAUUUUCGGGGAAUUUCGCACUGGAAAAACCCAAUUAUGUCACACUCUAGCUGUUACUUGUCAAUUGCCUAUUGAUUACAAUGGAGGUGAAGGAAAAUGCCUCUAUAUAGAUACAGAGGGAACUCUGAGGCCUGAGAGGUUGAUCGCCACUUGCAACCGAUUCAAUCUGUCUCCUGAUGCUGUUUUGGAAAAUGUUGCAUGUGCCAGAGCUUACAAUACAGAUCAUCAAAUGCAACUUCUCAUCCAGGCUGCAGCUAUGAUGACUGAAUCACGGUAUGCUCUUCUAAUUGUGGAUAGUGCCACUGCUCUGUAUCGCACAGAUUACUCUGGACGAGGGGAACUUUCUGCCAGACAGAUGCACCUUGCAAAGUUCUUAAGGAUGCUUCUGAGACUUGCAGAUGAGUUUGGUGUGGCUGUUGUCAUCACAAAUCAAGUAGUCGCACAGGUGGAUGGUGCUGCCAUGUUUACUGCUGACCCCAAGAAGCCGAUUGGGGGGAACAUCAUUGCCCAUGCUUCCACCACUAGAUUGUAUUUACGUAAAGGCCGUGGAGAAACCCGCAUCUGCAAAAUCUAUGAUUCUCCAUGUCUACCCGAGGCAGAAGCUAUGUUUGCUAUUAAUGCAGAUGGCAUUGGAGAUGCAAAGGAUUGAUUGACUUAAAUGGAAAAGAAAUCUAAACUGUAAAUAGUGUGUUACUAACAAGAUUCAGAACUACAUGGUAUUUUUUCCAUUUCAUGACAAGAAUUAACACUAUUUUAUUUGUAUGUAUUUUAAAUUUUGUAUAACUGAUAAUGAUGGAAAUGAAAUCAAUUAUUUUUCUGUGAGUUUUACUUUUAAGAAAAAUUCUGACAAAAUUCUUUUCCAGUGGAGAGAAUUGUUGUGACUUCAAGUUUCAAGGGAACAGUUAACUGUAGUUUCUAACUGUUCCAGAGUUUUCAGUUGAUGAGAAUCUAUGGCUUACAGUAGGGACCCUUCAAAAGCACUUCAUUUACAAAUAAAACAGUUUUUUUUUUGGUUGCAGAUUUUAAUUUUAUUACUAGAAACAAUAUUGUGGAAUCACUGUUUCUGUAAUAACAUACACUGUAGCAGAAUUGUAAUAGAUCUGCAAAACCAUAUCUAUUAUUUUAGAUCUGUUUUAUUCAUUUCCAUCCUUGACAAUUUUAUCAUGCAGCUGAAAUUAUUUUAAAGUACAAAUUAUACACUUCCUAAUCUAAUUCUUUCUCAAAUUAUAAUGCUAUGUCCAUUUGAAUUCUCCAAACAUCAGAAUUUAUUGAAAUUUCAUUGCUCAUUUUACUCUAGAUUAACAGAUGGAGAUGGAAUUAAAAUGCAAAAGUGGAUAUAAAAUAAUUAGCACGUUUAUGAUUGUAUCUAUACAUGAUUAUAUUAAUCUAGUUGAAUAAUAAUUUUUCAAAGUAUCUUUGCUGUUCUAAGAAUAAAAAAUCAUGAUCUUAUAAAAAUUAUUAAGAAAUUUUGAAGUUUAGGAAUACUAGAACUUUAAAUUAUUAACACUUUCAUUUUAACUAUUAAAAAUGUAUUUAUUAAUUAUAAUUUUAAAAAAUCGCUGAAGUUUUAUUCUAUUACAAAGAAUGAAAAUGUCUAUUGCAAUAAGCAUUUUAACUCAUGCAUGAUUCCAGAAACAGAGCUACAGAAAAUAGUCAUCAGUAUAAGCCAAGUAACAUACUAUUAUCCACAACAGUGGAAAAGGAUGAUAGUCCAACAAUCAAAAUGAAGCUGAGAUGUCUUAGGUCUUGAGUAAUGAAGAGAAUGUGCAGAUUUUCUAAUGCCUAUGGAUAUAAAAAUGCAUAUUCUGCCUGUUUAUUAAUUAUGUAUUCAAGGGAUAUUUUUUUGCCAGUGUGGAUUCUUUUUCCUUGGAAGAAAUUUUAUUUUGCUAUUCAGUAUGAUUAAUUUUUAAAAUUUUGUUUACAUAUCUUUGGGUCCUAUGAAAAUAUCACAUAUGUACUGAAUCGUUAAAUUUGACUAGUAUUACAUUUAAAUUUCCAAUUUUUAUCUUCAUUAGUUUUGUAUUAUUUAUGUAAAUAUCUGUACAUGUUUAUAUUUGAUUGUUCAAAUUUAAAAUUUG